UUAGUAUUUCCAAUUUAAAGUUUAAAAAAUAAAAUGACAAAUUGUUAUUAUAAGUCAUUAAAAAUAUUCUUCCACAUCUGACAAACAACAGCUCAUCCUAUUUAAUUAACUCUUCUGUCUACACUCUCUUCUCACACAUGCCAUAUUGCAGGUAACUCUGUCUCCUUCUUAUACCAAACACAAUAUAAAGAUAUUUCAAACGAUGUGGGAGUUCCACAACGCAGACUCUCCACAAAAUGCUGUCUGUUAUUCCUUUGGAUUUCUCUGUAUCUUCAACUCUCACCAAAUUCACACAUUUCAAUAUUAGUUUUAAGAAGCCAAACUCUUUCCCUUCCAAGGCUUCACCUUCAUCCAAUGAUUCCUCUCUCCUUUCUCUCUCCAACUCAGGAAUUUGCAGGGCUAGUGAAGUUGCUGAUUUGUUCUCGGCAGUGUCACCAGAAGUUGUUGUCCGCGAGGCAAGGUUAGAAGACUACUGGAAAGUAGCAGAGAUUCACUGCAAACGCUUCUUCCCUGAAUAUUCCUUCCCUUUAGAUUUUGUGCUCAGAAUAGACAGAUUGGUAAUAGAUAUGUUAUCAGCUAUGUUAGCAGCUACAUUAGCAGGAUUCUUUAAGCCAAGAUACUGCAAGAAAAUGUGUUUGGUGGCUGUUAUUCGCACCUCAUUUGAUGAGUCUUUUUCAUUUGACAAGAUUGGUUAUUUUGAUGGUAAAUUCAGUGUCAACAAGGGCUAUGUGGUUGGUAUAUUAACACUAGACAAUAUUGCAGACUUUCUACCAAGAAAGGGUCCACAGCGACAUAGAAGGACUGGAAUUGCAUACAUAUCAAAUGUGGCAGUUCGUGAAAAUUUUCGGAGGAAGGGAAUUGCUACAAAACUGAUAGAAAAGGCUGAGUCUCAUGCCAGAAGUUGGAACUGUCGUGCUAUUGCACUGCAUUGUGACAUAGAAAAUCAUUUGGCCACAAUGUUUUACAAAGGCCAAGGCUACAAAUGUGUCAUGGUUCCGGAAGGAGCAAAGUGGCCUCAACCAAUGACCUCAACAGAUAUGAGAUUCAACUUCAUGAUGAAACUUAUGAAAAAUUCACCACCUUCUACUUAGACAUUUAGUUGGAAAUAGUAUUCAUAAACAUUUGUUUAUUAAAAAGCAAUUCAUUAGUUUCUGUCAUGUUUCUCAUACAUUCUUUUUUCUUUUUCUUCUUCUUCAUUUGUGU
Molecule: messenger RNA, 1203 nt
Organism: Vigna radiata var. radiata (mung bean)
Lineage: Eukaryota; Viridiplantae; Streptophyta; Magnoliopsida; Fabales; Fabaceae
Exons: 3
Coding region: 237-1091 (284 amino acids)
Biological process (GO): N-terminal protein amino acid acetylation
Cellular component (GO): chloroplast
Molecular function (GO): N-acetyltransferase activity
Source: RefSeq, a predicted model, not a curated record